CCGGUUGCUGAGGACGGGCAAAUCUUCCCCUAUGUGUGCAACUGUUCGGAGACCAAGUGAAAUCCUGGUUUGCAGUCUGUGAUAGCUCCUGAUGGCUGUGUACGUGGAUCACCGAGUAGGUGCUCCUGAGUCAGUUGCCUCCCCGUCUCAUAUAACGUGGCACUCGAUCCAUCCACUCUUGGCAGUUGCUUCCAUCAGCACAGCAUCUGGGGGCUGUGUGGAUAUCUAUCUGGAACAGGGAGAACAUGUGUCUGAUGCACAUGUUGAGAAAAGCUUUCAGGUCACAUCACUUUCCUGGCACCCUUCCAGGCCGAUUCUUGCAGCAGGCUGGGAGACUGGAGAAGUUACAAUACUUAACAAACAAGACAAGGAGCACCAUGCUGUGCCACCAACUCAUAACACCAAAAUUACAGUCCUAAACUGGAGUACAAAUGGUACCCACCUUGUGUCUGGUGACAGGCAUGGUGUCUUGGUUCUAUGGAGAAUGGACCAAAGAGGUCGAGUGCAAGGUACGCCCGUGCUGAAACACGAGUAUGGAAAACGUCUGUCUCACUGCAUCUUUCGACCACCACCUCCUGGCGAGGAUUUUGUACAGCUGGCAAAAGCAGCUGUGAGUGGUGAUGAGAAAGCCUUAGAUAUGUUUAACUGGAGAAAAGCUGGAACAGGAGCACCACUGAAAAUGGGACUCCAGGAAGGACUGUCUUUCUUUGUCACGUUGACGGAUGGUUCUGUGCAUUGUGUGAAUGAGAAAGGAAAGACAAGCCAUGUAUUGUCAGCAGACAGUCUGGUACAAAAACUUCUGUUCAUGGAGAAAGGAGAUGUAUUACUUGUCAUAACAGAAAACCUGCUGUUGUCCUUGCAUAAAAUUACUCCUGAGGGAGAAGCAGAGGAGCUCAUGAAGGUGAAGUUGAGUGGGAAGAUAGCUCAUUCUGCAGACAUCAUUUUAAUAGACCAUAGCCUUAUUGUUACAGCAAUAGGUGAGACAGUAGUCAGGUUCUGGGAUUUGGACCGAGGUGAGAAUUAUGUGCUAUCCCUAGAUGUGCAAUUUGGAUUUGAGGCAGGAGAGUGUAUUAACUGUGUUUCCUACUGCAGUGCCAAAGGUCUCCUAGCAGCUGGUACUAACAAAGGGAGAAUAGCUAUGUGGAGGAAGGCAUCAGGAUCCAGUCAGAGCACCCAGGCUUUGGAGAACAAGGAGAAGUGGAAGCUCCAAGCACCUACAGAACUUGAAGGAAAUAUCACUCAGAUAAAGUGGGGCUCUCGAAAAAAUCUUCUAGCAGUGAACAGCAUCAGCUCUGUGGUGAUCCUCAGUGAGCAGGCCAUGUCGUGUCAUUUUAAUCAGCAAGUGGCUGCUGUACAAGUGUCUCCCAGCCUGUUUAACGUGACCUUCUUCAGCACAGGAACCACACACAGUCUUCAUGUUGAUAUGACUGUUAAUGGAGUCUUUGCUACUAAGGAUGCUGUAGUAUUUUGGAAUGGGAAGCAAGUUACUGUCUUUGAGUGUUCAGAAGAUACCUUAAGAAGUGCAGGCUCUUUUCUUUGUGACUCUCCAGUUCUGUCAGUGCAUGGAGAAAAUCUGUACACGGUUGAGCCAUAUCGGGUCCAAGUCCGUACCUGGCAGGGAACAGUUAAGCAGCUUUUGGUGUUCUCUGAAGCAGAGGGAAAUCCGUGCCUCUUGGAUGUCUGUGGAAACUUCUUGGCUGUGGGAACUGAUUUGGCUCACUUCAAAAUCUUUGAUCUCUCUCGCAGAGAGGCAAAAGUGCACUGCAAUAGCAAGAACUUCUCUGAGCUGUUUCCUGGCCUUGGAAGCAUUGCAUCUGUCAAGUGCAAUGCUAACGGCAACAAAGUCAGCAUCCUCGUUAGCAAGGCAAAUGGGAGCAUUGAUUCCAAGAUCUGUUUCUAUGAUGUUGAAGUGGACAAAGUUACAGUCUUUAAUUUCAAGGAUGAACAGGGGAAUGGUAGAGAGAAGCUUUCUUCUGGACAACGUAUUGACAGGUCUGUUGUGGAGUAUCCAGACUUGCAGAGUCACAUCCCUGUUCGCCAUUUCUGGGACAACAGUGAACCAAGACUUUUUGUAUGUGAAGCAAUUCUUGAACCAGGCCUACAAUCCCCAAACCAGAACAAAAACCAGACUGAGAGCACGAUGGAUGUCUGGAUUAUGUCAUUCUUCAGCAGUGAAGAACAUGGCCUUUUGCUUCAAGACAGCUUCCCAUUGCCUUCAUUGUACCAAGUUCUUCUGGGUAUUGAGGUGCCACAUUAUUACUUUGCAAAAAAGCCAGGAGAAACUGAGAAAGGACAAGAGUCAGGCUCAAUAAAGGUCUUGCAGAUGGCUGCCAGAAGACCCAUGAGAGAUUUUAUUGGAUUAGGAGACUGUGAUAAGACUACUCAGGAUGCCAUGCUGAACUUCAGCUUCUAUCUGACUGCUGGAGACAUGGAUGAGGCCUUCAAAUCCAUCAAGCUGAUAAAAAGUGAGGCUAUCUGGGAGAACAUGGCUCGCAUGUGUGUGAAGACUCACAGGCUUGACGUUGCCAAAAUUUGCCUUGGAAACAUGGGUCAUGCAAGAGGAGCCAAAGCAUUAAGGGAGGCUGAACAAGAACCAGAGGAGGAAGCCAGAGUCGCUGUGCUAGCAAUUCAGCUGGGCAUGCUGGAGGAUGCGGAGCAACUGUACAAGGCUUGCAAACGCUAUGACCUGCUGAACAAGUUCUAUCAAGCCUCAAACCAGUGGCAGAAAGCCAUUGAAACAGCCGAAGCUCAUGACCGGGUUCACCUGCGUACCACUUACUACAACUAUGCUAAGCACCUGGAGGCAGUGGGGGAGCACAGCCUUGCCCUCACGCACUACGAGAAGUCGGAUACACACAGGUUUGAGGUACCCCGAAUGCUCUCUGAAAACUUACAAGCCCUGGAGAACUACGUCAACAAGAUGAAAGACAAGAGCCUGUGGAAAUGGUGGGCACAGUAUCUGGAGAGCCAGUCAGCUAUGAAAUCUGCACUGAAGUACUAUGCACUGGCUCAGGAUUAUUUUUCCCUAGUCCGUGUCCACUGCUUUCAGGGCGACAUUCAGAAGGCUGCUGAAAUAGCGAACGAAACAGGGAACUGGGCAGCUUCAUACCACUUGGCCCGCCAGUACGAGAGUCAGGGUGAAAUCAAGCAGGCUGUACAUUUCUACACCAGGGCCCAGGCAUUUAACAACGCCAUUCGCUUGUGUAAGGAGAACAAUUUAGAUGACCAGCUGAUGAACCUGGCUCUUCUGAGCUCUCCAGAAGACAUGAUAGAGGCAGCCUGCUAUUAUGAGGAAAAAGGGGAGCAAAUGGACAGAGCUGUCAUGUUGUACCAUAAGGCAGGACAUUUCUCCAAAGCUCUGGAGCUAGCCUUUGCCACACAGCAAUUUGGGGCCCUACAGCUAAUUGCUGAAGACCUGGAUGAGAAAUCAGACCCAGCUCUGCUAGCACGCUGUUCUGAUUUUUUUAUCGAACACGCUCAGUAUGAGAAGGCAAUGGAAUUGCUGCUAACAGCCAAAAAGUACCAAGAAGCUCUGCAACUUUGCCUGAAGCAGAACCUGACCAUCACAGAGGAGAUGGCUGAGAGAAUGACAGUGUCUAAGGACUCCAAGGACCUCUCUGAGGAGUCCCGGAGAGAGCUACUGGAACAAAUUGCUGAUUGCUGCAUGAGACAAGGCAACUACCACUUGGCAACCAAGAAAUAUACACAAGCAGGAAACAAGUUAAAGGCUAUGAGGGCACUGAUGAAAUCUGGAGACACAGAGAAAAUCAUCUUUUUUGCGGGAGUCUCCAGACAGAGAGAGAGUUACAUCAUGGCAGCCAACUACCUACAAUCACUGGAUUGGCGCAAGGACCCAGAGAUUAUGAAGAACAUCAUUAGCUUCUAUACUAAAGGAAGGGCCCUUGACCUGUUGGCAGGAUUCUAUGAUGCAUGUGCUCAGGUAGAAAUCGAUGAGUAUCAGAAUUAUGAGAAGGCACAAGGAGCACUUACAGAAGCAUGUAAGUGCCUUUCAAAAUCAAAAACUAUUAGUCUUCCGGACCAGGAAAGCAAACUCACACAUUUGCAAAGCAAGAUGGCCCUGAUCAAACGAUUCCUUCAUGCUCGGAGAGUUUAUUCUGAGGAUCCCAAAGAAGCAAUCAGACAAUGUGAACUUCUUCUAGCUGAGCAAGAUCUUGACAGCGCCAUCCGUCAGGGUGAUGUCUUGGGAUUUCUGGUUGGACAUUACUUACGGGUGGAGGAAUUCCAUGUGGCUUACCGGUAUCUGGAAGAGAUGCGGAAAAGAAUUCCAUGCACAAACCUGACUUACUAUGUCAAUCAGCAGACCAUCGAGGCAGUUCACAGAGGAGUAGGCAUUCCCAUAAACCAAAGCCUGUUUCCAGAGCAAAGUCACCACAGCAGUAUGGAGACCAAGGAAGUGGAAGAGGAGGUGGCUGAGGAAGUGGAGGAUCCCUGAUAAUUUGUACUUACCAAAGACUUUAACACUAGGUCAUUUAUUCUGUCCUCAUUAGGGGUCACACCAGUCAACCCACUGCUGCAGACAGACUUUUUGGUUAUUACCAAGAAAUUUAUUUUUUUCUGCUUGACUGUACAAGCAACAUUACUGAAAUUAUGUAUCAUUUCAAACACUACAUACAAAGAGCUGGGUAUAUAGACCCUGUUCUUAAUCUAGUUUUAGUAUUUUAAUAAAUUUGAAGGGAAAAAAAGA
Anas platyrhynchos (mallard) is the source of this 4705-nucleotide messenger RNA. RefSeq names its product intraflagellar transport 140 (gene IFT140). Gene Ontology annotation, cellular component: intraciliary transport particle A; ciliary basal body; axoneme. Gene Ontology annotation, biological process: intraciliary retrograde transport. Gene Ontology annotation, molecular function: protein binding. NCBI's taxonomy places the organism in Eukaryota, Metazoa, Chordata, Aves, Anseriformes, Anatidae. The record is from RefSeq and is a predicted model, not a curated record.